AUGCGGGUGCGCCUGGGCGCGCUGGCGGGCGCGGCGGCGCUGACCGGGGCGCUCAGCUUCGCGCUCCUGGCGGCCGCCGUGGGCACGGACUUCUGGUACAUCAUCGACACCGAGCGGCUGGAGCGCGGCGGCCCGGGCGUGCGGGGCCGGGCGGGGGCCGCCAACCGCAGCCAGCCCGAACGCGUGAGCUCGCACUCCGGCCUCUGGCGCACCUGCCGGGUCCAGAGCCCGUGUGUGCCGCUGAUAAACCCUUUCUGGCAGGAAAACGUGACCCUCAGCGACUCAAGCCGACAACUUCUCACCACGCACGGGACCUUCGUGGUCCUGCUGCCGCUCAGCCUGAUCCUGAUGGUUUUCGGGGGGAUGGCGGGGUGUCUGAGCUUCCUGCUCCGCGUGCCCGUCCUCCCGCUGCUGGCGGGGGCCGUCUUCCUCCUUGGAGUGAGGACCGUGAGGACUUGAGACGGGAAAGGUCUGGCCUCAGAUCAAACCGGAAGGCCAGGAUGGAGACCCAGGCACCAUUUUUCAUCGCCCUGCGGGGUCUCCGGCUCCGUGGCCCACACACCCCAAGAAACGACGAUGAGGCCGUCUGUGCCACGAGCCUUCUGUACCUUCGCCUUCCCUUGCCCUGGUGAGACUCAUACGGGAACACCAUUUGCGGGUGGCGUCCCCCCAUGAAAGGUUCAGGACACUGCCGUGUUCAUCACCGAGCUCCUAAGAGCAGUGCCUACAGCGUGGAAAUCCUUUUUUUCCUUGACAAAUGAUAUAUUUCAUUUAUUUCCCAUGAUCUUCUUGCAUUAUUUCAACAUUAUUAAUACUCGGCAAAUAUAUUAAAAAAGUAAUAAACUGGCAAUUAUGAUUGUGCUAUGGACCCCAAACUGCAAUUAUUCAUUAUGUUUCAAUUAUUAACUUCACUUCAAAUGUCUUUCAGCAAAGAUUGCAAAAGGAAAAAAAAAAUCCCAAUGAAGCUCUGUACCCUGGUUGCUGGAAACCCAUGCUUCGCUCUGACUCGACACUUGUGUGAUUUAUCUGCUGUCUCAGGCCUGGAGGAAUCAAAAUAAU
Messenger RNA from Hyaena hyaena (striped hyena), 1059 nucleotides. RefSeq names its product transmembrane protein 114 (gene TMEM114). The coding region runs from base 1 to 459 and encodes 152 amino acids. The transcript is spliced from 4 exons. The record is from RefSeq and is a predicted model, not a curated record. Gene Ontology annotation, cellular component: apical plasma membrane. Lineage: Eukaryota; Metazoa; Chordata; Mammalia; Carnivora; Hyaenidae.